Molecule: messenger RNA, 1591 nt
Organism: Macrobrachium nipponense
Lineage: Eukaryota; Metazoa; Arthropoda; Malacostraca; Decapoda; Palaemonidae
Exons: 5
Coding region: 38-772 (244 amino acids)
Source: RefSeq, a predicted model, not a curated record
GGGCGAUCGUUGCAGCCCAGUUUGAUAUCUGAACACAAUGAGAGUCUUGUGGCUUUUGAUCGGCGUCGUCGGGCUGGUCUCGGUCCCCGGGGCCGAAUCUACCAUAGGCCUGCUGGGGGCUGCGCUCCCCGUGGCUGCAAUCAAGACUGCCCCCGCAAUUGCAGCUAUUGGAGGCCUCUCGGCUGUCAAGAUCCUGAAGGUGAUCGGCUUGGCAGCACUCAAGAACAAGGUGGCCAACGGGAUCGCAGACGCCUUCGACAACGGAGACGAAUACGACGACUACUACUCCAGGGAGUCUGGCUACUAUGCACCUCCGCCCCUAAGCCACGGACCCCCUAGUUUUUACAUCGUCCCUUCGGAUUACUUCGACAGGCGGCGGGGGAAGAGGGAGGCCCAGGGCGAAGAGAGACCGGCUGAGACGGUCAAAGAAGUCGAUUACUUCAACGUGACCGCCACCCUUGACACCGACGGCUGCGCGCAGAGGCUGGUUUGCGAGCUCGCCCAGAAACCCAGGGACGAACUCAAGGAAGACGAACGCGCCAUCAUGUUCAGCUUCAGCACCGAAGUGGCACCCGCGCCCUCUACUAUUCGAAGCUCGAAGGGCGUCUUCGACUACGCCGCUUGGUUGGGCAGAAACUCGGCUCACAACUCCAAGGCGUGCGAGACCUUCUACAAGCAGUGCCAGUCUAACUCCCAGGAGAUAAUGGAGGCCUUCAGACUCAUAGAAGCCAAGGAGGUCGUCGGCGACAACCAGGAGGUUUCGAAGGAGUAAAACCAGGCGACUGAAUCAUCAUCUUGUCACGACCUGAGGCGAGAUUCCACCUGGGUUUAGGCGGGGGCGAGAUGGAACGGGCAUUGGAGAAUGUUUUUAUUUGGGAUUUUUUUUUUUCAGUGUUUUCGUUUUUUUUAUUGCCUCGAGUGUUGUUUUCCAAGUGGAUCAGACGAGGCCAAGGUGGUUCAGUACACAGGUCAAUUCAUAAAAGUGAUUCUUUGCUGUGUUUUCAAGAAAAGUUCUCGGUUUGAUGUCUCCUGCAUUAUUGGAACUCGAUACUGAAUGGGCAUUGUGUCAAAUUCUAAACUGGGAAUAUUAACUUAAAGAGUUUUCCAGUUAACUUUUUUUUGUAUAGUUUACUGUCCUUAGCAAGUAGUUAAAAUAAUUUUUCUCUCAAUGUAUUUCUCUUAAGAGCACUUGACAGUUCCUACAGGUCAGUUGAAUUCAUAAUAACAGAAAUACCUCAGGUAAAGGAGAAGAACUUUUUUUUUUUUUUUUUCCUCUUAGUUUAACUUUGGUUAGCGAUUUGGAAUGGCAGAAAAUGUCGUUGCCACAGAAAACGGAUUAUUCGAGUUUUUCGACUCGGCGUGGUGUAAGUUACCAGCUAUGGGACGAAGCACAUCCGUAUAUGGAGGCUUCUUUUUUUGUAAUGGUUUUUUGUUAGUCUCUAGUACAUUCUGAACCUUCUCUAGUAUUUUCUUAGUCUUUUCCAGGACUUUCCAAGUCUUUUCCAGGACUUUCCAAGUCUUUUCCAGGACUUUCCAAGUCUUGUCCAGGGCUUUCCAAGUCUUUUCCAGGACUUUCCAAGUCUUUUCCAGG